GUCAUGCAGCCAGAUCCCAGGGCUGAAUUUCCAAGCCCUGAAUCUGACUUCAUAACAUAAACAUGCGAGCACCUGGCGGGAGAAGAUAAAAUGAGCCUGGGAACUCAGGGGUGAAAGUAUAAACAAUUAUAAUUGCUGUAGUGUGGGGGGGAUAGAAACCUUGGUGGAAAUGUGAUCCAGAAGGUGGGGUUUGAUGAUGAUAUUUGCGUGUGAUAUUACGUUGCAUCAGAAGUGAUAAAAUUAGAUGUAUGUAAACAUUAGGUCAUUCUCGACUUUUCCAAAGUCAUGUAUUCUUCAAUAAAGAUUGAGUUUGAGAGCAGCUGUCUUGGAUCUGCGUUCAGACUGGUCCUUUGAAGUAAGCCUGACAUUAAAGUCGAGAAUCCCAUUUCUCACCCUCCUGCGGAAUUCGCAGUGAAGUGAUAAUGAGCGAGGAAGAAGAUCAAAGCCCAAAUGAGGCAGAGAGGCCUUUGCAAGGGGCCCGGCCGAAGAGAGAAGAGACGCUGCAAGCCAUAGCUUCCUCUACGGGGUACCCCAAGCCGAACGGCGUGACCCAGAGAAUUCCCAGGCUCGGAAGAGGCGUCUCUGCGGCUGCAGAAACCAGUUGGGGAUCUGGAGGAAGUAUGCCGGAGACCGUGGCCCUGCGGUUAUCCAUCCUGGAAACUAAUUUAUCCAGGCUGUCGGAAACCGUGGGGAGAUUGGUGCCAUUAUUGGAAGAGAAUCUCCAGAAGGAGGCCAGCCGAUAUGGCGCCGAGAGAGAACCAAGCAAAGAAGGAGAUUGGAGCCAGAGGGGCCAGCGGGCGUCAACGCAGAGCCCCGUGGCGGCAAGGGACGAGGGAGAUGAGGAAUACUGGCAGGAGCUGCAGUUCCGGGACAGCAUGGCGCGAGAAGUGGAGCGUCAGCGAGCCCUGGGGACCCUGAGGCCGCCGUCUCCAACAGAGCUCCCAACCCCCCGAAUGGGCGUCGGGGUGGAAAGGCCACUGGGGCCAGGGAUCGGGUCCAGUGGAUUCGCAGACGAAGGCGGAGAGGAGCGGGGGGUCCAGGAAGAGGAGGAGGAUGUGCCGUACGACGAGGAAAGGCGAGAUGAGGGGGCUACAGCUAGGCCAGUAUGCGGAUGGGCGGAAGAGCCGACAGCGGCGGCAGACUUCCAGGAGCCGCGCAGGAUGACCACCGGAGUGGGGCGCGGCGUGUUCCAAGGAGCCGCCCGAGGAAACCUGAUGCAACCCUUCCCCAUGCCGCCCAGACAACAUCAAAGGGCUGCAGAAUGGAUGCCUAGAAGGGAAGAUCUCAAGCUGGAAUACGGAGGGGAAUCAGAUGAACUGAACUUUUUUCUAAUUAGCAUCAGAGGAUACAUGGAAGACAACGCACACACAUUUCCCUCCGAAGCAAGCAGGGUUCGAGCCAUCGGCAACACACUAAAGCGAGGAGCGGCCAGCUGGUAUGUGCAAUUGCAUGCCAGACGCGACCCAUGCCUGAGGUCAGUGCCCCGCUUCCUCGCCGCACUGGAGAACCGGUUCAGAGACCGGCUAGAGCAAUUGAGGGCUCGAGACCAGCUGAAAGGAAUAAAACAGAGGGACAAAACGGUGCCCGAGUACGCAGAGGAAUUCCUCCACCUCGCGGAAAGGGUACCGGAGUGGUCUGAAGUAACCAAAGUGGAACUAUUUAAAGAGGGACUACGCCCCGAGAUUUUCAGCUGGGCAGCGCACAGAGACGACCCCGAGACGCUCCAGGGAUGGAUUCAACUAGCGGGGCGCGUCGAAUCUACCCUGGCCCAAGUAAAGCGCUUCAGGAGCAGCAGCGGCCAGCAAAGACCGGUGGCGAGAGGUCGAGGAGAAACGAGGAAGCAAGAAAGACCCGGAGGGAGGCCGGGGAUUCCCUCCAGAGGAGACGACAACAAACCUAAACCGGGAUGCUUUGUAUGUGGGAAAACGGGCCACCGAGCAGCGGAAUGCUGGGCCCGGAAGGGGGAGCCGCCAAAAGCCCCAAAACCCAAGCCAGCAACCGGGAGGCGCGCGGAGGAGGAGGUGCAGGCCCCAGAAUCUUCGGAAAGAUUGGACUAUGGUGAAAGAAGAACCGAAGAGGAGGACGAAGAAAACGGGGGCGCCAUGUCAUGCAGCCAGAUCCCAGGGCUGAAUUUCCAAGCCCUGAAUCUGACUUCAUAACAUAAACAUGCGAGCACCUGGCGGGAGAAGAUAAAAUGAGCCUGGGAACUCAGGGGUGAAAGUAUAAACAAUUAUAAUUGCUGUAGUGUGGGGGGGAUAGAAACCUUGGUGGAAAUGUGAUCCAGAAGGUGGGGUUUGAUGAUGAUAUUUGCGUGUGAUAUUACGUUGCAUCAGAAGUGAUAAAAUUAGAUGUAUGUAAACAUUAGGUCAUUCUCGACUUUUCCAAAGUCAUGUAUUCUUCAAUAAAGAUUGAGUUUGAGAGCA
Messenger RNA from Anolis carolinensis (green anole), 2423 nucleotides. RefSeq lists its product as uncharacterized. Gene Ontology annotation, molecular function: zinc ion binding; nucleic acid binding. The transcript has 2 exons. NCBI's taxonomy places the organism in Eukaryota, Metazoa, Chordata, Lepidosauria, Squamata, Anolidae. The record is from RefSeq and is a predicted model, not a curated record. Bases 423 to 2159 code for a protein of 578 amino acids.